AUGUCUCCUUACAAAAACGAACUCCACGCUUUCGAUGUUGACGAGCGUGCUGGUUUCAUGCCUCCCUCUCCUCCACUGACCCGCCUCCCUCAACUCUGGGAGUUAUGGGAAACUAUACUAGAUGCUGCCAUUCAUGCGAAAUUGCAGCUUGGGGGUAAAGUUGGUCUUGCUGUUGAGGAAGCUGAGGCGUCAGAGGCAUGGCGCGUACGUGUUCGUCAGCUGCCGGUCAUACCCAUUUGCGAACUGGAUUCACCCAUGCUUCUACGUCGAGCCCAUCUUGUCUUGGCUUAUACUCUUCAUUUAUACAUCCACACUCUCCCGCUGACGUCUCCCAUCUGUAUACCCAAGCCCAUAUCUCUUCCUCUUAACAAGAAAGCAAACGUGUCGGUGCAUGUAUUGGGAAAGAGAAUAUUAUAA
Laccaria bicolor S238N-H82 is the source of this 417-nucleotide messenger RNA. RefSeq lists its product as uncharacterized. Bases 1 to 417 code for a protein of 138 amino acids. Gene Ontology annotation, biological process: 'de novo' NAD+ biosynthetic process from L-tryptophan. Gene Ontology annotation, cellular component: cytoplasm. The transcript is spliced from 2 exons. The record is from RefSeq and is a predicted model, not a curated record. Gene Ontology annotation, molecular function: heme binding; metal ion binding; indoleamine 2,3-dioxygenase activity. NCBI's taxonomy places the organism in Eukaryota, Fungi, Basidiomycota, Agaricomycetes, Agaricales, Hydnangiaceae.